Messenger RNA from Guillardia theta CCMP2712, 1128 nucleotides. RefSeq lists its product as hypothetical. The coding region runs from base 1 to 1128 and encodes 375 amino acids. The transcript is spliced from 2 exons. The record is from RefSeq and is a predicted model, not a curated record. NCBI's taxonomy places the organism in Eukaryota, Cryptophyceae, Pyrenomonadales, Geminigeraceae.
AUGCAAAGUUUGCAAACUACCGUCGCCAGAUUUAUCGUGAACUCUUUGCUUGAGAACAAGGACGGUCGGGAGGUCAGAAGCAUUGCGCGAUGGAGGCAUGGGAUCGGAGGAGGCAGUCUCGCCGAUGACGUGCUCCUCGACAUCAUGGACGGGCUUAUCUUCUACUUGCAGUUGCAGCACGUCGACCCCAAGGCGAGGAGCGGGCGCAGCAUGGAAGACGAGAGCUUCUGGAUGGAGGUUCUGCGAGUUUACCUGGAGCGAGGGUGGGUAUCUGACAAGAACCUGGAGUUGCGAUGGGAGAGCAGGAGGGAGAAGCUUAACCGAUCGGUUGUAUCCUCCUUCACCCGCCUUACUUCACUACACCUUCACGGCAUCUCCGCCAACGACGAGGUAGUCCAUGUUGCAAGCUCCCUGAAAUUUCUCGCGCACCUUGAGCUAGUCUGCGAUAAGGCAGUGCCGUCCGUCGGUACGUCGGGCACGAUGUCGUGCAAGAGAUGUUUACAGCUGACCCACGGAGAAGUGAGCUCGUCGUUUGUGUCGGACACAAGUUUGACAUGUCUGUCUUCCACGACCUCGCUUACCCACCUCAGCCUCCGUAACACCUGCAUCACCGACAGCUCUCUCCCUCUCCUCAAGCUCCUGCCUGCCAUCCGGACUGUCGACCUGUCAGGCAGUCACGUCACGGACGAGGGUCUGCGGUGGCUGGGGAGCACGACCUUCUCUGCGUUCAAGAGCUCGCAGUUCACCAACCUGUCACUUUCUGAUGUUUCGCUUCUCAAUGCUGCUGCUGCUGCUGCUGCUGCUGCUGCUUCUGCUGCUGUUGCUGCUGCUGAUGAUGAUGGAAACUACGAUGAUGUUGAUGGAAAUGAUGAUGAUGAUGAUGAUGAUGAUGAUGAUAAUGGAGAUCAUGAUAAUGGAGAUGAUUAUGAUGAUGGAGAUGAUGGAGAUCUAGAUGAUGAUGACGACGAUGACGAUGAUGACGAUGAUGAUGAUGAUGAAGAUGAUGAUGAUGACCCCGACGACGACGACGACGAUACAGUGGAAUGUGGUCUUGGUGGCGGAGUAGGAGAUGAUGAUCGUAGAAAUAAUUGCUCUCGAGCACCACUGGCGCGCUCCUUGUUUUUCUGA